CCCGACAACGACGCUAGCACUGUCAUGUUGGCGUGCAGAGUAAACACGACACACAACAACUGCGACCUGACCUCAUCCACCAACACCCAGCGAACACCCAACGACCGACACGACAACAUCCCACACUGCGCCGCGACUCCUGAUCUAGCAUUGUUACACCGCACGCAGACUUCACCGACGACCUGAUUGCAGCCCGCCUCCCAAAUCUCACUGCGCAAAGUCUCGACAUAUCACAAGCAUUGCCCCUCACCACCCGACUUUGGCUAUGUCAUCUUGACCUACUCGCCCAUUAAGCGCCAACAACAUGAGCAAUCCGCCUUCCUCGCCCUUCCGCCACGGCACUACUGUCGACCAAGAACUCGCCUACUACAAGGCACAAUAUGAACAACUGGAAGUCGAAUUACAGGAGUUCCAACAAUCCAGUAGAGAACUUGAAGCCGAGCUCGAGAAAGAUGUCGAGGCAUCGGAGAAGAGAGAGCGAAAGUUGAAAGAACGAGUCGAGAGUCUGGGCUUCGAGGUUGAAGAAUGGAAGACCAAGUACAAACAAUCGAAGAUAGAGGCGAACUCGGCCCAGACCAAACUGCAGAAAGAGAUCACAACCAUGCGCGAGACCAAUCGGACGCUACAACUCAAGCUCAGAGACAUCGAAGUUGACAAUGACGACUACGAGCGUCAGGCCCGCAACACAACGUCAUCGCUAGAAGAGCUCGAAUCGAAGUACAAUGUCGCAAUUGAGAGAGGCGUCUUGAUGGAGGAAGAGAUGCGCGCCGGCGAGCAGGAGCGAGAAGACUUGCGCAUCCAAACCCAACGACUUCGUGACGAGUUGUCCGACCUUCGCAUCGAGGCAGACAUCACGCGCGAGAAACUUCGUCUGUCAGAGACUGGAUCACGCAGAUACCGCGACCUCACCCCUGUACGACGUCCAUCCGCACUGCACGCUCGCUCGCCUACCUCGUCGCGAACUGCUGCUUCAUCACCCACUGUCUCCACUCCUCCACCUGUCAGAUCCGAAGUAUCAACACUCUCAGACACGCCCACUCCUCCAUCUCCGCCUCUCUCCGACGCCUCCGGCAACCCGAUAUCCAAGAUGCUUCCUCCACCCAGAAAGACUCCCCUUGUGCCGGACACGACUUCGACACCUCGCGCUACUCUCAAUGUGAACGCACUCAAACCUGCUCGCCACUCACGCGGUCCGUCUUUCGCGACCGCAACCACUCCUACCACCAAACGACGCACUACUCUCCAAUCAAGACCCAGUGUGGGCUCAGAAGGUGUACCGAGAUCGAGCUCAUUAUAUCAGAUCAAGGGCUUGAUCGGCAGAAUGCAAAAGAUUGAAGAAAGAGUACACUCAGUACGCUCAAAGCUGCCACCCCAAAACUCAAAUACUCCGAGAGCGGCAACUACACCAAAAGGAUCGCCACGAAUAAGCGCGCUCACAGGCGGUGCGUUCGUACCCGGUAGCGUUACUGUUAGGAACAGAAACAACCGCACAAGUAAUAGCACGAGCUCGUCCACAAGGCAAGAAGACAGCUAUCUACCGCCACCAACGCCGAGAUCCACAAGCACAAGUAUACACGUCAAACAACUGUCACUCAAUGGACAGCGACCGCAUCCACUUGAACGGUCAAGCACAUCUAUCACAUCAACAUCUACAGCCACGCGAGAGUACAGCCGUCCAAGCAGCCGGGCCAACAAUGUCGGAGAGACAGGCUCCUUUGCUCGACCUCCGUCACGCUCUGGCAACACAUCAUAUGGCCAAUCACAAACUUCGACUCUUCCUUCACGGCCUCGCACUUCGAUGGGAGGAACUUUCGCAUCAUCACAGCGCAAUCGUGUGCAUCGACAAUCUAACAGUGUGUCGGAAGCGAGAGAGGCUGAAGAAGUCGUCACGCCUACUAUCAAAAGAACAGUGACAACAAUCGGAGGAAGUGGCAUACCGACUCCAGGUAUGAAACGGCAAAGCGGAACAGGCUUCGGGAACAGCGUUUCUGGCCGCCGGUCAAGCCUUGCGCCAAGUCACCAGUCGCAACAAUCUUACGAUGGCGCGUCAGACAAGUCAUCUCGCAAGCUGAGCGACUUGGGAGAGACAUUCUAGUCAUGAUUACGACCUUUGCUUUUUAAUGUUGCACGCACAAUGUUGCAGGUGUCAGGGAGGCUCAAUAUAUUAUUGUUGUACAUGUCGCUGUAUACACCUUUACUGUCGAUACGGUUUCUAUCCUGCAGUAGAAAGUUUCAUGAAUUAAUGCACCUACCCGCUCCUCCCUCUGGCAGUGGUGAGAAAUUCUCCGAAACCCGAGUUUCCGAG
Molecule: messenger RNA, 2305 nt
Organism: Aureobasidium subglaciale EXF-2481
Lineage: Eukaryota; Fungi; Ascomycota; Dothideomycetes; Dothideales; Saccotheciaceae
Exons: 2
Coding region: 305-2095 (596 amino acids)
Biological process (GO): cell migration; vesicle transport along microtubule; establishment of mitotic spindle orientation
Cellular component (GO): kinetochore; centrosome; kinesin complex
Molecular function (GO): microtubule binding
Source: RefSeq, a predicted model, not a curated record